UACAGAAAAAGAUUGGAAACAAAGGAAAGCUUAUUCACAAAAGGGGGGAAAGCCUGAUAUAAUAAGGAUGGUUAAUUGUUUUGUCUCUCUGCCUGUUCUUCCUCUGAUUGUCUUUUUUGGAAAUACACCUGUUUGUCUUUCUGGUAUCCUGACAUGGUUUGGCCAACAGAUUGAUUAUAGCUUGGACACAGCUGUCUUCCUGCAACUUGUUCAGCUUAGGAGGACAGGUGCACUCACCAGGCAUGCCUUCUUGUUGGAGAGAUGGCACUUUUCUGGAGUAUUGUCUGAAUCAUCAGCUCCUUCAUCGAGCAAAGACUCUGCUGAUGAGUAUCUCUAUGAGUAUGAUGAUGAAUAUAUGCAACCCAGUGGCCUAUAUGAUGACUCUGCCACGGAUCCGGACUGGCUUCCUGAAUACUACAGCUUUUCUGUAAAUCCAUGCCAUACCAGGCCAUGCCAGAAUAAUGGUGUGUGUGAAAGGAAUGGAAACAACUAUACAUGUAUUUGUACCACACCAUAUACAGGGCCCAAGUGUGAGAGUGUGGAAAACACAUGUAAACGAAUCUGGUGCAAUAGAGGAGACUGCCUUAUAAGCUUAACACCUCCUUAUUAUCGAUGCAGUUGCAGACAUCCCUACAAGCCACCAUUCUGUAACAAAGCACAUUCAGCUUGUAAACCAAAUCCUUGUAAAAAUGGAGGCAUAUGUCAGAGGAAUCGAAUAAGAUCCAAGUUCACCUGCAAAUGUCCUGAGCCAUUCAGAGGGGAGUUCUGUGAAAUAGGAGCUGAAGACUGUUUUGAAGAAAAUGGUGAGGCAUACAGAGGAAAUGUUAGUCAGACAAUGCAACAGAAGACCUGCCUUCACUGGAAUUCUCAUUUUCUUUUGAAGCACAGUUAUAAUGCAUUUAUGGAAGCUGCUGACUAUUAUGACCUUGGUGACCAUAACUACUGCAGGAAUCCAGAUGGUGAUAAAAAGCCCUGGUGUUUUGUCAAUGUGAAUAACAAGCUGAAAUGGGACUUCUGUGAUGUCUCCCCAUGCUCAGUAACAGAGUCCUUGGAUACAAGACAUCUUACUGAGCUCACUGCAGUCAAAAAUGUACCCAGCACAUGUGGACAACCAGAGACAAUAAGAUCAUUCAUGAGGAUCUAUGGUGGUGCCAAGACAACUCCUGGCAAGCAUCCAUGGCAAGUUUCUCUUCAAAGGAAACGUUCACUGGGUACCUUCUUACCAAAGGGACACUACUGUGGAGGAACACUGAUUAAAUCUUGCUGGGUUCUUACUGCGGCACACUGCAUUGAAUCAGAAGCACAUACCUUGAAGGUAUUCCUUGGGGAAUAUGAUCUCAAGAGGGAGGAGCAUCAUGAACAGAAGUUUGAUGUAGAAAAGGUUAUUAUUCAUGGGCACUAUGAAGAAAUGGAGGGCAUCCCAUACAAUGAUAUUGCUUUGCUGAAGUUGAAGCCAAAUAAUGGCCACUGCGCUGUGGAAACAAAAUAUGUCAAACCGCUGUGUUUGCCUGAUUCUACAUUUCCUGAUAACACAGAUUGCUACAUAUCAGGUUGGGGAGAGACUGAAGAAGGUGAAUCCUCUCAUCAGCUGUUCGAUGCCAGAGUAAAGCUGAUUUCCCAGCAGCGGUGUAAUGCGCCAAGUGCAUAUAAUAACAGACUGGAUGAAAGCAUGCUUUGUGCAGGAAAUCUUCAGAGAAGAGCUGAUACUUGUCAGGGAGAUUCAGGAGGUCCUCUGGCCUGUGUUAAAAAUGGCUCUUAUUAUCUCUAUGGCAUUGUGAGUUGGGGAGACGGAUGUGGAUUAAAAAACAAGCCAGGAGUUUAUACCCGUGUGACAAGAUUUCUCAGCUGGAUUAGGACAAAAAUUCAACGUGAGUCUGGUUCCUUCAACUAAGGAAGACCUUCUACAAAUGAAGAAAGAAUCUCUGCUGCAUCAGGGUUGACUCUGACUUCUUGGGAUCCUUCUCCUGCUGUCUGUUCCUGCCAACGGAAAUAAAAUAUCAGCUAUUGAAGAAGACGAUUCUGUCAUUCUCUAUUAUUAAAAAAUAACAAUUUAAAAUA
Hemicordylus capensis (graceful crag lizard) is the source of this 2058-nucleotide messenger RNA. RefSeq names its product hyaluronan binding protein 2 (gene HABP2). Gene Ontology annotation, molecular function: serine-type endopeptidase activity; calcium ion binding. The transcript has 15 exons. Lineage: Eukaryota; Metazoa; Chordata; Lepidosauria; Squamata; Cordylidae. The coding region runs from base 68 to 1891 and encodes 607 amino acids. Gene Ontology annotation, biological process: blood coagulation; proteolysis. The record is from RefSeq and is a predicted model, not a curated record.